AUGAGUAGGAAGAGGGUGAAUUUAGUGAUGAUGAUGAGGAGGAGGGAGAAGAAGGAGAAGGAGGAGGAGGUGGGUAAGAAGGAGCAGGAGAAAGAGGAGGUGGAAGAAGAGGAGCAUGAGGAGAAGAUGGAGGAAAAAGAGGAACUUCAAUAUGAACUGAAGGACGAGGAGAAGGAAGUAGAGGAGGUUGAUUCAAUCAAAUCGUCGUCUUCUUCUUCUGAGGAGGAGGAGAAGGAGGAGGAAAGGGAGGAGAUGGAGAAGGAUGCGUAG
Belonocnema kinseyi is the source of this 270-nucleotide messenger RNA. RefSeq names its product parathymosin-like. The transcript is spliced from 4 exons. The coding region runs from base 1 to 270 and encodes 89 amino acids. Lineage: Eukaryota; Metazoa; Arthropoda; Insecta; Hymenoptera; Cynipidae. The record is from RefSeq and is a predicted model, not a curated record.